CGAAGUUGUAAAUUUUUAUUAUUUCUUUCGCGUGAAUAGUAAAUUGCACGUGGGACCCACACCGGGAGCGGGGGCCGCCCGAUAUUCCCGAGAUCACAUAAAUUAUUCUUAUGGGUCGAAAUAAUAUUUAUAUGGUGGUGGACAUCUUGUUUGGGCCAUGGGAAGGCCUGGGGUUGACCGAUCGGUCAAAAGAAGCCCAAUUACCGGUACCGACAAUUUAACGGAUAACAGCCCGAACUGAAUUUCGGGGACUUCUAAAUUAAUGUUUUGGAAUAUAUAUUAUUUCAAAAGGCCAUUACGGUUGGGAACACGUAAUAUAUUUUAUUGGACCCGAUAAAAUAAAAUAUAUUUAAAACAGUCCGAAAAAUACAACUUUCGGGACCGAUUGUACACAUCGGGACACAAAGGGAUGACCUCCCACAUGAGUGGGGGCCACCCCACGUUUUUUUGUGCUCAAUUAGACAAAGGGGAGCUGGAUAUGACAAAGGAAGGUGUGGAGGAGGAGGCUUUGGCAUCAAAGUACAAGGAUGACCCCUCACCCAUCACACAUUUUGUCAUUUGAGACAAAAUAAACCACUCCCUCUCACCUCAACCAUCCAACUCGUCCAGCCCCAUAUUUUUGAGAAGAAGAACUCUCAAAAUACUCUUCCUCCAUAUCUGAACUCGAGCUCAAGGAAGGAGGUCCAAAGAGGAGGGCUUGUAGAAGGAAAAAGCUAGGAAAAAGUGUGAAAAUUGAGGAACUUGUGAAAGGUAUUUCAAGUGAUUUCACAAAGUUGGAAAAGUCGCCGGAGUUGUCGCCGGAGUUGACCAAAAGUCGCCGGAGUUUCACCGGAGUUCAACCAAGAAGGGUAGAACUUCAUAACGCUAGUUCAAGGUUGAAGCUAGGGCUUGCUACCUGCACCUUUCUACGGGUGACAUCAAGUCAAGGAAGACGUGAAAUGGAGGGCAGGCGAAUGCGGACCAGGAACAAUCCGAGGGGGCAGGCGCCGGUAACAUCCCAAAGGGGAAGCCGGGCUGCAUCUCGGGGUUCAAGAGGAGGCCGUGGAGGCCGUGGAAGCCGUGGAGGUCAUCAAGCUCAAACUGUGAGUGAUGGCCAUGUAAGCUCGGUGUAUGAAACCAACACCGAGGACUAUGACUCUACGUAUGUUCCUGAGACAGAGCAUGAGGAGACCCCAUAUGAUGGAGGUGACACAUACACCGAUGAGGACAAUGAUGAAAGUGAUGCCCGCUUCGCCCAAAUGGGUGAAUUACUUGAGUGGUAUCAAAAGGAGAAACUGAGGAGAGACCUUAGGCGCCAAGCGAGGCGUGGCUCUCGUGGUGGUUCGGGUCAAGGGAGCCGGGGAGCUUCCGUGGCCACCCCAGCGGCGUCACAAGGUGGGCGUGAAGGAGGUUUUGUUGUGAGAAUCUCCAAGUACCUCAAGGAGGCUAGGGCCUUGGGGUGUAGGUCCUUUGACGGCACCGGUGACAUUACCGUUGCCGCCGAUUGGAUUAAGAAGGUGAAGGAUGCAUCAAGAGACAUGCAAAUCACACCGGACGUGAAGUUGACUGUCGCUUCA
Molecule: messenger RNA, 1556 nt
Organism: Cuscuta epithymum
Lineage: Eukaryota; Viridiplantae; Streptophyta; Magnoliopsida; Solanales; Convolvulaceae
Source: the annotation of a GenBank genome assembly